UAUUCUCUUCUCGAUAUAAUACCAUUUUGUAACAUAGUAAUGUACAACAAUCCCAAAAUACUAAUUCAUAUCAAACUUUAUCUAUAAUCCAAAGCCCGUGCUUUCUAAGGCUGGUCAAAAACUAGUUUAUUUUAUAGAUGAUGUAUGAGCUAUUAUCAUAUUUUAAAAAAAUUUACCAAAAAGAAAUAUUAAUAUUAAAUGUAAUAUAUGAAUUAUUACGAUAUUCUAACAAGUUUGCCAAAAAUAUAAAUCAACAUUAAAUGAAAUUAUCCAUGUCAUAUUUUUCCGGAAGCCAUGUCAUCAAUUUCAGUAGCCAUGUCAUAUUUGUUUUGUGAAAUUUAUUGUAGAAAUGAUGGCAAAAUCACUUCGCAGAUAUAGUAUAGAGAAUCGAUAAUAUAUUUUAAUAAUUAAAAAAAGCAUAAAAGUUUAAAAAAAAGGAGUGACAUGGUCCAGUAAAUAUUUUCAAAAUAGAAGCAGUCAUAUUAGAUUUAACGCUAGUGAGAUUCGAUUUAACCACAGUUAACCUAAAAUACAGUUAAAAAAAUCUAUAUAUAACGGCCGACGAUCUUCCUUCACUUUACUAUUUAUUUUCAUUGGAACUAUAUGUUCUCUCUCUCUCGAUAACUCCUCCCAGGAAACCUAUAAAAUUCCUUAGAUCCAAACUCAGAGAAUGGCCGGUGGAUUUACCAUCAACAUAAACAUUCCGGCUGGUGAAGGACUUAACAUUAGCAUUAACCCAAACUCUGCUGCAGCUGGUAAUCUAUGUACGAAUCCGUCCUCUCAAAAGUCCCUAGAAUGCUCUCCAGGAAAGGCUAACCCAAAGGUUUUCUUUGAUAUGGCGGUGCGCGGCAAAGCUGUUGGUCGGAUCGUGAUGGAGCUCUUUGCCGACACGACCCCACGGACGGCAGAGAAUUUCCGCGCCCUCUGUACAGGCGAGAAAGGCAUGGGGAAGAAGGGUAAGCCACUCCAUUACAAAGGAUCAAUCAUCCACCAUAUGUGCCCCGAUUAUAUGAUUGGCGGAGGAGAUUUCACUGACGAAAGGAAAGGAUGCGGAGGCGAAUCAAUCUACGCCGGAGGUUUUUUCGAGGAUGAGAACUUCAUCAAAAAGCACACCGGUCCGGGUAUCCUCUCCAUGAACAACGGUGGUCCUGACACCAACCAAUCUCAGUUUUUGAUCUCCUUGACCGAGAACUGGGAACUCGACGAUGUACACGUCGUCUUCGGCCAAGUUGUUGAAGGAUUGGAUGUGGUCAGGAUCAUAUCACACGAACCUCGUAGGGACAAGCUUUCCAGGCCCGUCGUGAUCGACUGCGGUCAGAUUUCAUAGAUCGGACAGAGAUAUUUUCAACUACAAUGGUUGCUUGCUUGUGUCUUUUUGAUGUUUGGCUGUUGGUCGAGUACCGAGUAUUUGUUGCCGUUAGAGACUGGACCGCACUUGAGAUCGGUUUUGUUUGAGUAAAGAUGGGAACAGGAGAUUGAACAGAAGAAAGCGGAAUUGAGAACGUCGGAGACGGUGCCGAGAGGGUUGUAGAGUGGAGGAUGGGGAGAGUCAUGGUGGAUCAGCUGGAGUGUUAGGUUUGGCAAGUAAGCUCGAGACAUAUUGUGCCAGGGCACUUGGAAGAUUCGUCCAUUGCUAACAAGAGUCUACCGAGAAGAGAGUCUGUGAGAAGGCUUGGCUUUGUGAGGACUUUGUUGAUUGAUAAUUACGAUAGUUACACAUUCAAUAUACAUCAGGCACUCAGUACUAUCAAUGGAGUGCCUCCGGUGGUUAUUUGGAACUGUGAGUGGACGUCUUACUGUUACUUCUAUGAAGACACUGCUUCUGAUACUAUUGUCAUAUUGCCUGGACCUGGUUCUCCCAUGUGUCCAGCUGAUAUAAUCACCAGCCUAGUUUUAAUUGAGUUUUUGCUUUAUGUCCCUUUGUUGACCCACAUGUGUUUGUCUCAUCUUGAACAUGGCUCUGGCCCUGUAGGAAUAUGUUUUCGCCUUUUGCUUGAAUUUCUUGAUAUUCCAAUUCUAGGCAUUUGUCUUGGCCAUCAGGUACUUAUUUCUUCUUACUUGAUAAUAUCUCUUAGCUUCUUUGGCGUAGUUCUUGCACAGUCAUGAAAUGAGUAGUUUAUCUCUCUUUCCGUUAUUUCUGUGAACCAACCAAGACAACAACAUGCUUUGACAGGCACUGGGUUAUGUCCAUAGAGGUUAUGUGGUGCAUGCCCUGGAACCAGUCCAUGGAUGGUUAAGGCAGUGAGGUUUUGAUAAUACAUGAAUUUUUUGAUGCUCUUUAUGUACCUUUUCUAGAAAUGAAUUUUUGUCAGCCGAAACAAUUCAAUAUUUUAUUUUAAUAUUUGGUCAGUCUGCUCCAUUUUUUUCUCUGUGCCUUCUAGAUAUGCUACUCACCAUGAUGGAACAUAUUGUUUUUUGGUAUUCCAUCCGGGAGAAACUCUAAUAUCAAGGCAGGUCAUCUACUACUUCUCACACAAACUGAAACACAAAGUUAUUCAGAGGUUUAGUGGAGGUGUGGGGAUGUUUAAUGGCUGAUAACCGAAUUUAGAAGCAAUGCAUUGCUCUCAGAUCACUAAGCACCUAAGGUGAUUUUCCUUCCACAUCUGCCACAUGCAUUCAUGUUCUGAAAAUGAAGAAGUCAGAGACGUUGAACAUGAUAUAAACCCAAAAAGAAGGAAUAUUUGUUAAUAUAUGUAUAUAUAUAUAACUGUUGGUAAUAUAUUUUUCAAAAAAUAAAAAAAUGUAUGUAAUAUAUGUGUGGGUACUGGGUAUCGAGAACAUGGUUUUGAUGGCGCGAGAAGAAAUCAAAAACUCAGAUCAGAUUUGGUUUCUUGACUCCGGGUGCAACAACCACAUGACAGGAGAAAGACAAUGGUUCAGUGAUCUAGAUGAGAGUUACAAGUAUUCACUGAAGUUGGGAGACAACUUAAAGAUGGCAGUAGUGGGGAAAGGAAAUGUUAGGUUGGAGAUUGAAGGCGUUUCACACAUAAUCACGAGUGUGUACUACAUCCCGGAGCUCAAGAACAAUCUUAUCAGUGUGGGUUAGCUAGUGGAAAAGGGGAUCGCAGUGCUCAUUCAAGAUCAAGAGUGUGGGCUAUGCCAUAGAGAGAACGGUCUGAUCUUGAAUUCUGCCAUGACAAUCAAUAGGAUGUUUGUUAUCAAUGCAAGGAUGAUGGCUCAAGAACCUCUCUGCUUCAAGGCAUCGUCAGAAGACACAACUCACCUGUGGCAUUGUCGGUAUGGGCACUUGAGUUGCAGUGGAUUGAAAACACUGAAGCCUGGAAACAUGGUCAGAGGGUUACCACAGUUGACAGCACCUACCAAGCUGUGCAAGGAUUGCAUAACAGGGAAGCAGCAGAGAGAGAUCAUUCCAAAAAGGAGCAAUUAUAGACCUUCACAAAUCCUCCAGCUUGUUCACUCGGACCUUUGUGGGCCAAUAACUCCAGAAUCCAGUAGUGAAAUGAGGUACAUCAUCACUUUCAUAGAUGACUUCUCAAGAAAGUGUUGGGUUGAUUUUCUUUCAGAAAAAUCUCAAGCUCUCGAUGCAUUUAAGAAGUUUAAGGCGCUGGUGGAGAGAGAGACAUGCUCUGAUCAAGUGCUUGAGAUCAGACAGAGGGGGAGAAUACAACUCAAGUGAGUUCAAGGAGUUGUGUGAUGGCUAUGGAAUUCAAAGACAGCUCACUUCAGCUUACACACCCCAACAAAAUGGGAUAGCAAAGAGGAAGAACAGAAGCAUACUGAACAUGGUUAGGAGCGUGCUGAGUGGAAAGAAAGUUCCAAAGAUCUUCUGGCCAGAAGAAACUAUGUGGUGUGUUCAUGUUCUGGAUCGAAGUCCCGCUGCAGCAGUGGAAGGAAUGACGCUAGAAGAAGCAUGGAGUAGGACUAGACCUCUUGUGUCUAACUUCAAACUGUUCGGGAGGUUAGCGCACACACACAUACCUAAAGAGAAGCGAAAGAAUCUAGAUGACAAGAGCAUCAAAUGUGUGGUUUUGGAUUGAAUAAAGAAUCUAAAGCGUACCAGCUAUACGAUCCAAUGAGAGGCAAAAUCAUCAUUAGUAGAGAUGUGGUGUUUGAGGAAGAUGAAGAAUGGGAAUGGAAAAAUGAAUCUGGAGGUGAGUCAAAUAAACUUACAUGGAAUGAGGAAGCUGAUACUGAAGAAGCAAAAGAAACUGAGACAGAACAAGAAAACAAAGGUGGUGACAAUGAAGGAAGCAGUUCGAACAUGGCUGAUCCAACCAGUGGAGAGGGAAGACGCAGAAAGCCUCCUACAUACAAAUAUGGUUAGAUCAGACAUGGACAUACAAAGAUACUAUCCAGUGAAUAGGUUUGUUUGACCAGAACUUGGUAUAGUAGAUAGAUAGUUGACUUGAACAAAAAAAAAAAAAAAAAGA
This is a messenger RNA of Brassica napus (rape), 4391 nucleotides long. Its product is annotated as peptidyl-prolyl cis-trans isomerase CYP19-1-like. Gene Ontology annotation, molecular function: peptidyl-prolyl cis-trans isomerase activity. Bases 671 to 1327 code for a protein of 218 amino acids. The record is from RefSeq and is a predicted model, not a curated record. The transcript has 3 exons. Gene Ontology annotation, biological process: protein peptidyl-prolyl isomerization. NCBI's taxonomy places the organism in Eukaryota, Viridiplantae, Streptophyta, Magnoliopsida, Brassicales, Brassicaceae. Gene Ontology annotation, cellular component: plasma membrane; cytosol.